AGCUGCUGGCUGUAGCUGAACCGUGAACCGCCGUUUGAUACAGCAUCUGCCAUUUUGAUUAAAGCUACUUUGAGCGCAAUAGAUGGUGUGAACUGGCUCUCCGGGACAUAUCUUAGUAUUUUAUAUUAAGGCUACUUUUUGGGCCAAAAUGCUCUCCGCAGCCCAGCUACUCGAUGAGUUGAUGGGCCGAGAUAGAAAUUUGGCCCCUGACGAGAAGCGAUGCAACGUACGAUGGGACGACGAGAGCGUCUGUCGCUACUAUCUGUGUGGCUUCUGUCCAGCGGAGCUAUUCACAAACACCCGCUCUGACUUGGGUCCUUGUGAGAAAAUCCACGAUGAAAAUCUUAGGAAAACGUAUGAGAAAAGCUCUCGGUUCAUGAAAGAGGGCUAUGAGCGAGACUUCCUGCGUUAUCUUCAGUCACUCCUGGCAGAGGUGGAACGGCGGAUUCGUAGGGGGCAUGCCCGUCUUGCUCUUUCCCAGGCUCAGCAGAAUGCAGGGGGUCCUGGUCCAUCAGGAAAGAAUGAGGAAAAGGUUCAGGUGCUAACAGAGAAGAUCGAAGAUCUUGUUGUACAGAUUGAGGAGCUGGGGUCUGAGGGCCGAGUGGAGGAGGCCCAGGGAAUGAUGAAGCUGGUGGAGCAACUGAAGGAUGAGCGGGAGCUGCUCAGCUCCACCCCCUCGACAAUCGAGAGCUUUGCAGCCCAGGAGAAACAGAUGGAGGUGUGUGAGGUGUGUGGGGCCUUCCUCAUUGUAGGUGAUGCACAGUCCAGAGUAGAUGACCACUUGAUGGGAAAGCAGCACAUGGGCUACGCCAAGAUAAAAUCCACUGUAGAGGAGCUCAAGGAGAAACUACGUCGCCGCUCAGAGGAACCACCAGGUGAAACCCCAGCACUUAAAAGGGAUAGAGAAGACCGCGAGCGAGAGAGGGAGGAAAGGGAGAAAAAGCGUAAAGAGGAGGAAGAGAAGGAGAAGGAGCGUGAGAAGGAACGGGAGAAGGAGAAGGAACGCGAGAGAGAGCGGGAACGCGAGAGGGAGAGAGACAGAGACAGAGAACGGGACAGAGAUAGAGACAGGGACAGGAGGGCACGGCGAAGCCACUCAAACAGCCGCCACUCCAGUCGAGCGUCAGACAGGAAAAGGAGCAGGUCCCGUGAUCGCCGGAGGUCCAGAAGCAGAGACAAGGAGAGGGAGAGGGAGCGCAAACGCAGCAGGAGCCGAGACAGAGACCGGGAGAGGAAACGCAGCCGUGAACGCUCUGACAGAAAGCGUCGCUCCCGUAGUCGUGACAGGAAGAGGUCACGCAGCUCAGAGCGCAAAUCUCACCGCCACCGCAGCCGCAGCAAGGACAGAGAUAAGGAGAGAGACAGGGACAGAGAGCGGUCAUCGAAAGACAAAGACCGUAAGGCGACAGAGGAGAGGAGCAGCUCCAAGAAAGACAAGCACGCUGACGGCGAUGCAGCUGCCAUCAAGGCUUCAUCAGAAGCGGAACCGAUGGAGACAGAGGCUGCUGCCUCUGCCUCUUCCCCUCUGCUUAACGGCCAGCAAGAGCUCCUCCAUUCUGAAGGUGACACUCAGUCCAAUUAAAACUGAUCUGAUAGGACCUCAGAUCAGGCUCAGGUAAGUGCGUCCUCCUCCUCGCUCCCCCCUGGCUCUCAACCCAACCCACCACCCUCCCACACCCCCCCACCUCUCCCAUCUCCCCUACCCACCCUCUCACCCUGCCUCUCCCACCCUGUUUACGUUCAGUUCAAUGCCUAUGAUUUUUGUCUUAUGUACUAUAUGCAUAUAUCUUUAUCCUGUUUUCGAAUAGUGCAUCAUAAGUAUGCACUGAAGAUGAAGGACUAGGCCCGAUGAAUGAGAAGAAGGUAGAAAACAUUCACACAAAGCCCAGAGGGAAAGGCCAGUGUAGUCCUGAGCAAACAUGCCCGGAGGUACCCCUCGUUUUGUAUCGGUUUUUGAUAUAGAUGUAUAUUUGUCUUUGUGGACAAAAUGGCAGAAAAACAAUUAACCAAUACAAUCAAUUUUCCUGCCUGUAUUUACCUGUUUUUAUUUUGGUUUUUUUUGGUUUUUUACUUGGCAGUAGGAAGAUGUAAUAACUUUGAUUUGUUGAGAUAAAUUCUCCAUGUAGGAAGAAAAUUCCACCAUUGUGUGUCUACAUGUACAUAUAUUUAGGGGAUUUUUCCUCAUGUGUAAACACACAGACAUACUUCGUCAAAGGUGUAUGUGAAAAACAAGCCAUUUAUUUUUCCUUAAUUACAACUCAAAUGCCAUGGAUUUGUUGUCCAGCUUACUGUGCCUGAUAAUGCCAUGCAGUGUGUGUUUGGGGGGGUUUCAUAGCACCGGGGGGUCCUAACGUAACUAACUAACUGGAGGGUAGGGUUUAUCGAAUGAAUUGCAGCUGACUUCCAUACCUCACACAGCGUUGGUGUUGUGAGCGAGACCACAUGAGAAAAGGGCAAAUUAAAAAUCAUGGAUACUCUCUGACUGUCAAACUGUGCAGGUACUCACCCCAGGUACUCCUUUCUCUACCCACAUCCAUUUCUGAAUGCUGUUGCCUGUCAGAAAAGAAAAUUCUGUACUUCUCCAGAACAUGAACUUAAAAGUUUGAUUGUGUAUAUUUUGUUACUGUUUCUUUGCCGCUCUUUGUUAGCUUUCACAUACGUUUGGGGGAUAAAUUUGGUAGAAAUGUUUGGGAGACACAUUUUUAAAAUGCUGAGAUGCACCGACAGCCUGCUUGAUAUGCCCAUGCCAACAGCUGAAAUUGUAACGUGUGUGUAUUUCAAUGGUGCAUUGUCACAUUUGUUCAUUUUCACAUUGGCAAAGGGAAUAUCUAACAGAGUUGUCACUGUUUGUUUUUAAAGAUUUAUGGUAGUGACCAGACUUUGUGGGCUUUCUUCUGGCUCUCCAUAAGAUAUCAAAGCAAUACAGUUAAAAUAUGCUGACAAAUAUUUAUAAAGUAUCAGCUUAUUCAGCCACAUACACGAUUUCAGAUGUCCACUGUGCAGGUAAAUGGCUAAUAUUUGUGCAUUAUUAGCAGUGUCUCUGUUUUUCAUCUACACUUUCCUCUGUGACUAAAUUGAGGGACAUAUUUGACUAAUAGUCUUCAUGUUGAUCAUGUUUGUUGCUCCAGUACCAACAGCGGUUGCUUCAAACACUUGUUGUGGGACCUUUACUAACAUUGCAUUCUGUGGACAUUUUUGCUCAACAGGGGAAGCUGGGAUAACUGUUGGAGGAAGAAUCAGAAGAGCGCACCCACCCUUACCCUGAACCUGACACUUCGCUGCUUAAAAACAAGGUGAACCACAAAUGUGUAGUGGCUUAUUUAAAACAUGAACAUACAUGUGUAAAUGAGGAGAGAGGAAAAAAUCAACCUUGAUUUUCAUGUUUCUGUCUAUCUUUGGAUGAGGGUAGAUGUGGUUCAUCUGAUGUAUUUCUUGAUCUAGAUGUCCACCAGACAUCUCUUUAAAUACCAAACUUAGAGGAGAAGUUCAUUAUGGGUUUUUGUUUCCUUAUUUUGAGAAUCUUUACACAUCCUCGUUUCUUGGCAUUUAGUGAAAAUGAAAUAAAAACAGUGCUUGUGGUUUGUUUUGGUUUGUCAGGUUCCACUUCACUUGACCAUUUUUUUAAGAAGUCAGUUGAAAGCAUCUGUACAAUGUUAGUCUCAUGACAGGGCGUGUCUCUUUUCUCCUCCACUUUAGAGCUCACAUUGAUUGCUCUUGUCCCCUUACUGUAUAAUAUACUGAUUUAAUUUUGAUCAAAAGAUUUUGAAGACUGAAGAUUUGUUUAAUUUUGCUCUGCUUUAAAUGUCCGUGUGGUCUUGAUGAAUAAAAAGUAAAAAUGUU
This is a messenger RNA of Scomber scombrus (Atlantic mackerel), 3840 nucleotides long. It is a transcript of the gene luc7l3, whose product is annotated as LUC7-like 3 pre-mRNA splicing factor. The transcript is spliced from 10 exons. Gene Ontology annotation, biological process: mRNA splice site recognition. The record is from RefSeq and is a predicted model, not a curated record. Gene Ontology annotation, cellular component: U2-type prespliceosome; U1 snRNP. Lineage: Eukaryota; Metazoa; Chordata; Actinopteri; Scombriformes; Scombridae. The coding region runs from base 149 to 1582 and encodes 477 amino acids. Gene Ontology annotation, molecular function: mRNA binding.